CUGGGGUACCAUCAUCCAAGUACUAAACGUUAAAUUUUGAAUUUAGGUUUUGAACAAUUGGAUUGAUAGCUAAACUGAAGAUGGCUGGUCCGAGAGGGUCGCCCUGCUGACAGCCAACUUCGGAGGAAAGUUCGUGGUUUUUGUAUAUUCAUUUUGACGGAUUAGCAUAGCAAUUUAAUAAAUAGUUAUAAAUAUUCUGGAGCGUGGUUAUUGCCUUCUGCAAGCAGGUCCCUAUUAAGCGAGUUGAAGGCAUUUUUGACAUCAAUUUUUGUUUUCUAUGUAUAUCUUUGAUAAAGCAUGAUUUGCAAAAUUAAACCCUUCACUAUGCGUUCUCGAAAGUAAACACAGUUUCAAAUAAAACGUAGAUGUUAUUUCCUCCAAUUACCACAGUUAGUCUGUUAUUCUAGUCAGCAGUCAAAAUAAAGCAGAGCCAAAAUAUUUUCACCGUCACAAAUUAGUUUAGAUCGUUACAAAUCUGACAGUUUAUCUAAUUAUUUGCCAAGCAAAUGUGAACUCUAAUACAUAAACGUAGAGUCCGCAGAACUCGCUGCAGCAAACCGAUGUUUUUGCAGGUAGUUAUUCCAAUUUAGGCAAAAAUCUUUAUCAAACAAAUUUGGACCGUAUUCAGUUUGAGGAAGGAUAAGUUUUGAUUGCAGAUUCGAAAGACAUAUAGAAAUUUUCCAACCGAUUGCUAUGUCGAAGGUAGAAUAAAGCUAAUUUUGUAUUGUUCACAAAUUAAAUUUGAAAGCUUUUAUAUACCUUAAUACAUACUAAUAAAGUCCAUUUUCGAUUGCAGAGUCAACUGAGAAGCUAAGGGUGACUUGUCUAUACUCUCCAACAUUUCAGAAUGAACCUUUCAUCUUUAAAGUUAAGGUUUAUUUUCCUCUAGCAAAUGUAGUACGGGGUUAAAGUCGCAAUUCCGAAGCGCGCUAAAAUUCAGUAUAUUUGUGAGUUCCGAAGGUUCCUGUUGUCUUUUCGUGAAAAAAAAUAAACCGUUUCAUUCCAAAUUUAAACUUCGCCGAUUCUAAAUUUGAAUCUUGGCCAUUUAGAAUGUAGCUUGCAUUUGUUUUUGUGUCACGAAUAUUUUGUUGAUUUUUGUGAUUGUGUGUGCGAUUUGUGAAACUUUGUGACAGUUAUAUUGUUUUUUUGGAAUUGUGUGCGCGGUUUGUGAAUCUUUGUGACAGUUGUAUUGGAAUAAUGAGUUUGAAGAGAGUGGACCAGGCUGACGGCGGAGGGAAAGGCCUGAACCGCCUCAACGGUUUCCUGAACCUGAAGACUCCUCUCAUCAGCACCAAGACCUUGGGAGCGCAGCUUGAGACAACAUCGACCAGCAGCCCCGGCGCCAAGUCCCCGGCGGGAAGCAGCGCCGGCGCCGCCGCCGGCGCGUCCACCGCGCCCGGGGAGCGCACGCCGACCGCGCACAACAAGCAGCUGCAAAAUGUCAAGGGGCAGGACCACCCGCCGCAUCCCAGCAUGGCGUUCCUCCAGAACCGGUCCAUCUCGCUGGUGGACAUGUACAUCGAUAACAGCGAGCCCAGCGAGAACGUCGGCCAGAUACACUUCUCGCUGGAGUACGAUUUCCAGAAUACGACGCUUAUAUUGAGGAUCAUUCAGGGCAAGGAGCUACCUGCAAAAGAUCUAAGCGGCACUUCGGACCCUUACGUCCGAGUGACGCUCCUCCCAGACAAGAAACAUCGGCUGGAAACCAAGAUCAAGCGACGAACUCUGAACCCGCGGUGGAAUGAGACCUUCUACUUUGAAGGCUUUCCUAUACAAAAGCUGCAAAGUCGGGUACUGCAUCUUCACGUAUUCGACUACGAUCGCUUCUCCAGGGAUGACUCCAUUGGAGAAGUCUUUUUGCCACUUUGCCAGGUGGAUCUAAGUGAGAAGCCAUCUUUCUGGAAGGCUCUGAAGCCGCCAGCGAAGGACAAAUGCGGCGAGCUGCUCACCUCGCUGUGCUACCAUCCGAGCAACUCCGUGCUCACACUGACGCUGCUGAAGGCGAGGAACUUGAAGGCCAAGGAUAUUAACGGGAAAUCAGAUCCGUACGUGAAAGUAUGGCUGCAGUUCGGAGACAAGCGCAUCGAGAAACGCAAGACCGCCAUCUUCAAAUGCACACUCAACCCCGUCUUUAACGACGCCUUUUCGUUCAACGUCCCUUGGGAGAAGAUCCGUGAAUGCUCGCUCGAUGUCCAGGUCAUGGACUUCGAUAAUAUUGGGAGGAAUGAGCUCAUUGGACGGAUACUUUUGGCCGGGAAAAACGGUUCCGGCGCCACAGAAACCAAGCACUGGCAGGACAUGAUCACCAAACCUCGGCAGACCAUCGUGCAGUGGCACCGCCUGAAGCCGGAAUAAGUUGUUAAAGUAACAGUCGUCGGCAGGACUCCUGAACUACUGCAAUACACGCGUAUUUAGCUUUAGUCUUGAAACUUGCGGGAUGAAGGCUUUAUGACAUUUGAGUGUAAAGCUAUUCAAAUCAUUAAGCAUAUGUCUUAAAUAUACUGAUGUAAAUCGUCUGAUGAAAGCUACCAUGUCUCGGGCCGUAUAACUCAUUGUGAUCUUGAAUCUAAUUUAGUCUGAUGACUGAAUGAAAGCGACUACGAACCGUGAGUCUCGGCGCGUAGAAGUUUUGAAUCGACUGCCUGAAAGCCGCUAUCUACGAGUAUGUGACUGUUAUUUUCAAAUAACUUAUUGAGUCUUGAACCUACAUCUGAUGACUUACUACUCUGAGUUUUUGUGUCUUAAAUCUAUUUUAGUCUGAUAACAGUGAUAGACUUGAUUAGGUACUCCAUGAAAGCUACGUUUAUCUAACUCUUAUUGCUAAACCACAAUUCAUUGAAUCUUAAUUCUGACUUCUGAGCCGUUUAUUGAGUCGUAAAUGUACUUUAGUAUGAUGAAUUCAUGAAGGUUAUUAUACCACGUUACAUUAGAUUCUCAACCUUACGAAUAAUUCUUAAAAUUUAGGAAAAGAUAUCAGUUUUUGAUAUAAUUGUAUUCAAACCCGAUAAGUCGUAGAAAUCUUGCUUAGGAGAGUUACAACAGAGAACGUCAAGAUAAUACGCGUGUAUUGAAUCAUUUGAAUCUAAGUAAAGAGGUACGUUAAGUCAUACGUAGUAAGUGUGAGUGUCAACACACAGAGCGCUUGUAUUAAAUGCAGUAACUUGUAUUUAAAAAGUAAGUCAUUCAUCCUGUCAUUGUUAGUUAUUAAUAGCUAUUAAUUUACAGACGAGUUAGAUGUUUGAAAAGGUUAUCCUUACACUUAAUGUUUCAAAGAAUAUUAAAUUAAUAAUACCCUAAAAAAGUUUAAGGAAUCGGUUACUCUUUUUCAUCUAAUGCUUGAAUGUUUUUAAAAAUAUAACUGGUGUAACAUCAGAGAGGAAAAAUAAGACGACUUUGCCCAUAGAGUUAAUGACUGUGGGGCAAAGUAAAUAAUAUUGAAAUAGGUCGUGUGUUUAGAGAAAUAUGAUAGUAUCAUGAUUUUUUUAUAGAAAUAUUUAUUUUAGUUCAGGGAUCUUGUCGGCAAUGAAAAUAAAACGUCAUAAGACUGAGCGGUUAAAGGUUUAACGGUAAAAUCCGUUCUGAAAUCUCACUUGACGCUGUGCACGACUUUUUUCUUUGAUCUGUUUUCAUGGGUUAGUCGCUUUGGUCUUUCUAUAUUUUCGGUAUUCGUCACACCAAUUAGAAGUUUUAAUAAAAAGUACGGAAUAGGACAAAUACUGAAAAUUUUGAAAACAAAAGCGAAUGAUUAUGAUAACAAUAAAGUUUGUAUCUGUCAAUGCUUUUAAAAAAACUUUAUUUAAUUUAAAUUUUAUCGCACAGUACUCUUUAAAGUAACGUAGAAUUAGUUUUAACUCAGCUCGAGUAUUUCUUUUCAUACAAUAUGUUUGUAUGAAAAUUUCAUUAAGCUUAAAAGUUGAAUCAAUGUUAAGAUUUGAAUAAAUUGUUAGAGGUAUAAAAUAAUUGUUAAAAUGUAGAAAAUAUACGGGAAAUGUCGAGUUCGCAUCGCACAAAGAAAAAAGUAGUUUUUAUUUUAUAUUUGCGAAAAUGAAUAUAAUUUAUAUCACAAUAUUAUUUUAUUUACCCUGAUCUUAUUUUAACAUUGCCCAUAAAUAGAUAAAUAAUUAAAGGCAAGAAAAGUUUUUAAAGUUAAAAGGGCUGGCACAAAUUAAUUAAAAAAAUUUAAAAGAUUGUAUUUGGAUACUGCCAAAUUAUUACCGAGACUAGAAAAAUGCAAUUUUGCCAUAUUUUAGAAUGGGCUGUUAUUGUUGGGUAAAAGUAAUACUAUGCUAGUCGAAGAAAAAAUCGUGCGUAAGACAAUUUUCAGGGUAUAUAAUUUAUACCUUGUAUGUAUUUUGAAUAAGUGAGUACUCGUUUUUCAUUUGAUUUUG
Cydia pomonella (codling moth) is the source of this 4388-nucleotide messenger RNA. RefSeq names its product synaptotagmin-7-like. Gene Ontology annotation, molecular function: phosphatidylserine binding; clathrin binding; calcium ion binding. Lineage: Eukaryota; Metazoa; Arthropoda; Insecta; Lepidoptera; Tortricidae. Gene Ontology annotation, biological process: regulation of calcium ion-dependent exocytosis; vesicle fusion; regulation of dopamine secretion. The record is from RefSeq and is a predicted model, not a curated record. The coding region runs from base 1198 to 2355 and encodes 385 amino acids. The transcript has 10 exons. Gene Ontology annotation, cellular component: axon; membrane; synapse.